Messenger RNA from Pelobates fuscus (common spadefoot toad), 5888 nucleotides. RefSeq names its product Rho guanine nucleotide exchange factor 28 (gene ARHGEF28). The coding region runs from base 282 to 5357 and encodes 1691 amino acids. Gene Ontology annotation, molecular function: guanyl-nucleotide exchange factor activity. The record is from RefSeq and is a predicted model, not a curated record. The transcript is spliced from 36 exons. NCBI's taxonomy places the organism in Eukaryota, Metazoa, Chordata, Amphibia, Anura, Pelobatidae. Gene Ontology annotation, biological process: regulation of Rho protein signal transduction.
UCACCCGGAUACCUUCACAGUCCAAACAGGAGCUGGAUCAGACAGUACAGCCAGGGCUGGGAUCUGACUGCAUGGGAAAGACAGGGGGGCAGCCAGUGAUGAGCCAUACUGGGGGCCACCAGCAGCUGCUACCAGGAGCACACUGACAGCCAGGGAUACAGAGCUCUAACGGACAGUAUUACUGCACAUAGUCCCUGCAGGGACUGACCUGGGAACAGCCUACAGCACGGCUAUUUGUUGCACAUUAAUCCAGGCAUUUAAACAGAACACCAGAUGUUAAGAUGAUGGAGUUAAGCCACUCGGAAGUUCCACUAUAUGGUCACAUGACUGUGCUAGCAAACUUUGGCGAAGAUGUCCAUCUGCCAGAAGACGCAGAAUUUUAUUUUGUUUACAAUGGAUCCAAUCGCAGACAUGUUAUGUUUGCAGAGCGUGUCAGUCCUAACACGUUACGGUCUAUUUUUCCAGGCCACAGUUGUGUAGAAUCUUUAAGUUUGACCGUCUGCAUGCACACGCACGGCUACUCAUCAGUGAUUGUGGCAUGUACAUCAUUAACCUAUGUGAUGGAUACCGCAUGCAACCUUUCACACUAUCUCAAAAGCCAUUGUGAUAAGCUAACUCCUACUAGCCAUGAAACAAUACUCGAACACUUUGGAUUGGCAGUCAAGGAUUUACAAUUGCUAGAUCGAAAUACAAUGUUAUGUUUAGCAAAUGAGGAGUUAACGCCUACCUGGAAUAUACUUGGAUCUCAUUUUGAAACGGAGGACUUCUGCCGCGAGACACUUUUACAUCUAACAAUGAGAUGGGGUCUUAUAGAGCUUUCGCAUUUCCUCAUGUACCGGCCGGGCGGAGCGUCCGCACUGAGAAUGAAGAAUGAGGAUGGAGACACCCCAGUUGACCUGGCUUCUCGGAAUGGCCAUACCAGACUUGUUGAACUCUUGAGAAAUUUCCAGGAUGCGCCUCCACUUGAUUUCUGCAGUGCCGCAAUCAAUGAGGAUACCUUCUUGAGGUUCUGCCAAUCUUCUGGUGUAGUGACCCUAACUAGACUCCAACCUGCUGGAUAUUCGUUGGAGGCAGAUAUCGAGCUUCUUAGGAAAUGUUUGUGGGAUAGUCAGUUCUGUGAAAAGAUUAUAAAUCCUGUGCAUGAUCAGAAUCAUAAAACCCAGAUGCCAACGGAUGAAACAGAUUUAGAAGAAGAAAAGAGACAUUCUUCAAUAGAUGCCUCGAAGAAACUGAAAAGCCCACCAACUUUCAUUGCUGCAGCCAGGCUUUCUGCCAUGCUGAAUGGGAAUGAUGAGAUUUAUGCCAACAGCAUGGUGGUAGAUGAGGUCAGUGAUUCCGAUAUCUCCUACAGUGUCAAUGCUGAUCUGUCAGACUCCACCCCAGCCUCUGAGAAGGAAAAUAAUUGCAGUCUUGGUACAUCUCCUGGGAGUAGCAAUGCUGAGACAAACAGUGUGGAUAUUGCGGAUUCACCUGCUUAUUUUACAUCCUCCAAGUGGUCCUCUCCUGGACACAAACAACGGCAAUGCAGGACUCUUGGAUACGGCACGGAAAGAAAUUCGAUCCUUGCCAGUGUAAAGAAAAGGAGCUCAAGUCUUGAUGGCCUCGAAGCAGACAGCGAGGACGAAGGGUCAUAUGUCCGAUACCAUAGCCCUGGUUCAGUUACACAAGACACAGUUGGACUUUUGGGGAACAGUGGAGAUGAGCUUGACUCUCCUGAGACAAACACUGAACGUGAUUUCCACAUCCAAAGUUCGGGGACGCUGCCUCUCUCUCAGGGAAAGGAUCAAGGGCUCCGAUUUCGUUCAUAUUCCUGUUCUUCACCGAAGGUUUUUCUAGGGAAACCUCGAUUAACACGGGACCUUUCACUUGGUGACCAAACUGAGGAUGGUGUGAUCAGCUUCAGUGGUCGCUCACUACUUCAGGCACUUUCAUUGUCUAAAUCAGUAGCUCUUCUGCAACCUGGUAAGCAACGUGCUUACAGCCUUCCAGAAAAAUCUAAAGAAAAAAGGAUUGAAGAGGAAGAGUGGGAUAAAUAUAUGACCCCCACAAAACCUGAAUCUGAAAAAAACAAAGUGAGCCGGACUUUCAGCUUCAUACGAAACAGGAUGACCAGCACACGCAAUAAAAAUAAGACCAAAAAUAAGGACUGUAAAGAGAAGGAGAAGGUGAACAGACACCAGUUUGUAAUGGGCACGUUUUCAGGAGUUGUUCCGUGUUUGGUCUGUGAGAAGGCAAUGCUGGGGAAAGACUCCCUCCAGUGUUCCAACUGCAAUGUGAAUGUGCACAAAGGCUGCAGGGACUCCUCUCCAGCCUGUACAAAGAAGUUCCAGGAACGGUAUCACCCCAAGAACAAGCCAUCAGCUGUCAUCUCAAAUUCAUCUUUCAAGGAUAAUCCACAGCCAGUUCAAUCAGCAAUGCCUUCAUCUCCUACCACACCUCUUGGACUGUCUGCUGGCAAGAAAGAUCUCACCCAGGCAGUCCAUCCUUUGUCCAGGAGUGUGCCAAUGUCAAUUAUAGACAGAAGAUCUGAGCAGCCAUUGGAAUCUGAUGGAGACACCUUUGCCUCUAGAUCUAGGUCUCAGUCUGAGGAACUUUUGCAAAAUGUAGGAAGUCCUCCAUCUAUAGACUCUUUCCCGAUUGAAGAUGUUGUGGAUACACCGCUAUGGAGUGACUUCAGUAAAGACGCACUGGAAUUCGAGGCGGAGUCGUGGAGCCUUGUUGUGGAUUCGUCAUUCUGCAGUAAACAUGAGAAGGAUGUAAUCAAAAGGCAAGAUAUUAUUUUUGAACUCAUCCAGACGGAAGUGCAUCAUAUCCAGACCUUGCUCAUUAUGUCUGAAGUAUUCAGGAAAGGCAUGAAGGAAGAGCUUCAGCUGGACCACAGCACGGUGGACAAAAUAUUCCCCUGCCUGGACGAACUCCUCGAGAUUCACAAACCGUUCUUUUAUAACAUGCGGGAAAGAAAACAAGAAUCCAGGGAAGGAUAUGAUAGAAAUUUUCUUAUCACCAGAAUUGGGGAUAUCCUCGUGCAGCAGUUUUCCGCAGAGAAUGCAGAGAGGAUGAAGCAGUUGUACGGAGAGUUCUGCAGUCACCACAUCGAGGCUGUCAAUUUGUUCAAAGAGCUGCAGCAAAACAAGAAAUUCCAGAAUUUUAUAAAACUGAAAAACAAUAACCUAUUGGCUAGACGACGAGGAAUUCCUGAAUGUAUUCUUCUUGUAACGCAACGCAUCACAAAAUAUCCAGUACUUGUGGAGAGAUUAUUACAAUACACACCAGAAGGAACUGAGGAGCAUAAAGACCUUUGCCGAGCCCUGGGUUUAAUCAAAGACGUCGUCGCUGCUGUGGAUCUGAGAGUCAACGAAUACGAGAAAGAACAAAAGUUGACAGAAAUCUUAAAUAAGAUUGAAAAUAAGACUUGCACCAAGAUGAAAAAUGGUCACGCUUUUAGGAAACAGGAUCUGAUAGUCAAAGAACGGGCCUUGCUACACGAAGGGCUGGUCUUCUGGAAAACGGCAACAGGCCGAUUUAAAGAUAUUCAAGCACUUCUUUUAACUGAUGUGUUGCUGUUUCUACAAGAAAAGGAUCAGAAGUAUAUAUUUGCUGCUGUGGAUCAGAAACCUCCUAUUAUUGGUCUUCAAAAACUGAUCGUCCGAGAAGUAGCCAAUGAGGAGCGUGGGAUGUUUCUAAUAAGCGCCUCAUCCGCGGGUCCUGAAAUGUAUGAAAUACAUACCAGCUCUAAGGAAGAGAGGAACGCCUGGAUGAGACUGAUUCAGGAAGCUGUGCAGAGACUUUAUACAUGUGGUGUAUCCCAAAGCUGUCCCGAAGAAUAUGAAGGGAAAACCUCUGAAUCCGACGAAGAUAAACGUGUUGCAGAGGCAAGAGUCGCAAAAGCUCAAAAAUUCCAGGAAAUGCUGAAUAUUCACGAUCAACAGAUUUGCCAUUAUUUGGAGGAAAAGUUCCAAAUUUAUGCAGAACUUGCAGCUCUGUGUGGGGGAAAUGAUACAAAUGUGGAACCACGGCUGCUUGUCAAGGCCGAUUCCUUUGAAAUUCCGCAAGCCACGAGUCUGCUAACCGCAGUGAUGAAGGAAGCUGAAAAUCUGCAUUCCAUUAUAAACUCACACAUGGAGAAUUCUGCUUGGUUGGAUGAUCCUGAAACGUCAAACUCAUCGCAGAGAUGUGAUCCUGUGUUAUUGGAGGAAGCGCAUGAAUUGUCCUUUGACUCCAUGAAUUCAGAGGAAAGAGAAGAUGUUAAAUCCGCUGGUGACAUCGAUCAUGCUCUUUCUCAUGUGAGUGACGGGGAUGUGACUUGCACUGAAGAAAAGGGAGAGAGCACACAUUUCCCACCUUCAAAUCAUGCCGAGGUUUUGCAAGCAGUUCAAAACAUUACCCGCCUUUUAUACAGUAUCCAGGCUACAGUUGCCAUACAAGAUAGCCAAAUAGAAAUCCACAGAAUAUUUCUGCAGGACAACGAGUUGGGCAGCAGAGGACUUUGUGUCCGUGGGAACCUUCUGCAAGAUCAAGAAAAAUAUCGCCACCAAGAAAAGCAACGUGGAGAGGUGGUCAACUUGCCCAAACUCCAACACCAGUUUCACCAAGAACAGCAGCGCUGGCUCAGAGAGUGUGACCAAAAACAGAGGGAACACGAAGAGAAGGAGAACAUGCUCCAGCAAAGAGAGAAGGACUGCCAAAGCCAGGAGCAUCUUUUGCUGGAGAAACAGGAAGAGCUUGGUCAACAGGUCCAGGAAUUCCAACAAAACCUGGAUAGACUAAAGGAAGGACUGAGAUUGGUGGAGAAGGAACGGGAAGAGCUGGGGGUGCAACAGAAACUCUUGAGGCAUUGGAAGCACAAUCGUCAAAACAGCUUACCCGUGAUAUUUCCUCACGGUAAAAGAGAGAGUGUAAGAAACCACAAGUCUGAAGGAUUACAGAAUGAGGAUUCGGUCUACAUUAACAAUGCAUUGGCUCAAAUUUCACUCAACAAUAUUGAAACACGUCCAAGCCCAGUUUACACGGAUGCUCACGUGGAUAACAGCUCAAUUCCAAACUUGGCAACGCCAAGCGAGAACAACUCCUGGAAUUCUCAUAAUGAACCAUGGUCGUCCACAUUUACACACCACCAGAGGCUUGAUAGUUCCUCCGUUAGCACCCGGCACUGCAAUAAAGAUGUCACUAACAAUGAUCUUAACGCAGCCCGGGUUAUCUCCUGUGGAACAUUACUCUCCUUGUCUUCCGGAGGACAUCCUGUAAACACAGAGUGCACUGACAAACAUCAAUCUAUGGAAUGUUUGGAAAACCCUCUUGCAGACAGCAAUCAAAAUGUGGAAAGUGGAAGAGUUGAGGAAAAUAUUGUUUACCUCUGAUAGACUGCUGGGAACUUUGUGUUCUGAACCAACACUUUUUUGUUUGCUGGUAGAACCAGGGAACCAAUGCUCUAAAAUUACAUAUUGAACUUCCGAGAAAACUUAUGAACUCCUAUUGUUUGUGUACAAGUUACCAUUGAUUGGUAAUUUUCUGAAACUCCUCAUAGAUAAAACAGCGCAUUAGUUUUUUUGAUGACGUAUGUUGUAAUCAGGGAUAGGCAACUCCUGGCAACCCAAGAUUCCCAUUCCUCGUAGUAACCUGACAUCUUACUAUGAAGAACACUAUAACGAAUGUUAUGAUCUACUGUCCAUCACUUUAAUGUUUACCCAUAAUUCUGCACUCCGCUCGCUGUCACAUCUAAAAUCGACAAUAGACCUUCAAACACAUCAUCAAAGAUAUUUGGAUUUAUGGAUUUGCUUGAAGCGAAUGGAUCUCUGUUACAGUGUAUUUCAAAGUUGUAUUAUACAAAUGUCCUGAAUAAGAGACGAUGUAUCGUAUAAACGCAUCAUUAUAUUUUUAUUUAAACCCAA